Molecule: messenger RNA, 3513 nt
Organism: Haliotis rubra (blacklip abalone)
Lineage: Eukaryota; Metazoa; Mollusca; Gastropoda; Lepetellida; Haliotidae
Product: multiple epidermal growth factor-like domains protein 10
Exons: 8
Coding region: 1210-2547 (445 amino acids)
Molecular function (GO): scavenger receptor activity
Source: RefSeq, a predicted model, not a curated record
UAAAUUCCUGGUUGUCCAACAUGGCGGAUGUGUGGUUAUUAUCGAGCUUCCUGGUCACAUCGGCUUGCUGGAUACAGCUAAUACUCGGCAAGUGUCACUUUAUAUUUCCUUAUUUGAUGUACAGUGUUCUUUAUGUCCAUCAUUAUCACGGCCUUGCCGUAUUGUACAGCAUAGUUCCCAUAUCUGUUUAACCCUCGGCAGUAACAACACUGAUCACUGGUCAUGGACCAGUUAAUAGAAUGUGUAAAGGAUAGUACAAUUGUAUGAAACCGUGAUGUAUAGACUGAGUAUAUACACGCUGUAUAUAUAUAUACACGUUAUAUAUUCAAUCCAAUACCAACAUGACAUAACUGUUGUCAUGCUUAAACGUUAGCAAAUGUGGUCAAAUGUAACUAUGUUAUAUCUGGGAAUACACUUUUUCUGUAAAGUACACAUUCUUGUACUUUUUAGGGGGGAUGAGUCCCCUCCGAGAUUCAACCCGCACUCUCCGAGUCAGCACACAAAGUGAGCUUCCACUGGCUGAGUGAGUUAGAUGGCUGGCUUUGUGUGCUAUCGAUUAGGUGCCUGACUCUGAGAAAAUGAGUUGGAAUCCCCUUCUUCCGUAGUAUAUGUGAAUGAGUAAUGCUGGCCAUCGUAUUACGGAUUACCUGUCUCUUGAGGCUUGCACAUGAACUUAUCACUCGUUGGACAUUCUCCGUUUUACCAUUCAUGUUUAUCAAAUGCCAUUAUAUUUAAAGGUGGGUUCCGUAAGUUGAAUGUCCAGUUAUGAACUAAAUGAAUAGUGAGUCAGUCAGUAAGUCCACAAAAAAGGAUAUGUGUCAAAAGCACCUGUAAGAUACGGACUACAUCAUGAGCAAGCGUUCAUUAAUGACUAUCAAAUAGUGAUGGUACCAAGUGUCCGCGAAACGGUCAGCGUAUCCUCGUCUACCAAGGGCACCAGUCACAUGCAUGCAAAGUUUAAUCAAUGAUUCACCUGGAAAACCUGUAAAUAUAUGGCACAAGUUAAAUAGGCAGUCGAAACAAUUUCUUUUCUGAUGCAUCGAAAUUCCAAAUGUUCUCCACAAUCUGCAAUUUCAGUAAAUAGGGCAUACGUGAAUGGACCUUUUGAAAUGUCAGUUGUUGAUGUAUUGUUUUAUUGUAAAGAUAUUAUUUCUAUGAAUCAUAGAAUCUGUCCAUACGUCAAGGACUGUUUACUAAGUAUUAACAUGUAUGAUCCGAAAGGAACAUGCACACCAGGAAAGUUUGGUGAAUCUUGCCUUUUCUCCUGCCACUGUGGAGACUCCUGUAACCAGCAGACUGGAGUUUGUGGAGGAGGCUGUGACUCCGGCUGGGUUGGAGGACGUGGAGGAACUGUCAGAAAGAAGACACGCCUCCUCCCCUACUCGGCUGUAUAAUAAUUCAUGGUCUGCGGACAAAGCUGUAGAUGGGAACAGGGACCAGGAUGUGCACCACGGCUCCUGUUUCAAUGCAGCUGACAAAGCAUGGGGUUUGUGGACCGUGGACCUUGGAAAGCAGUACAGGAUACAUGAUGUCAAGAUAUAUCAGCCAUCGCACCUUUGCAGCCAUGGGUUGUUUGGUGUAACAUGUAAUGAAUUUUGUCACUGCGCUGAAGAGCCGUGUGACCACGUAAGUGGUUUGUGUCUUGGAGACUGUAGACCUGGGUGGCAGGGAGACAGGUGUGAUACAGAAUGUGACGCAAAUCACUAUGGAGUCAACUGUGUGAACACGUGUACUGACAGGAAGUGUUCUAAUGUCAACUCGUCAUGUGAUCGCCACAGUGGGUCAUGUGACAUGGGAUGUCUUCCUGGUUGGAUAGGUUCGGACUGUUCACAAGAGUGUACAAAUGGACGCUAUGGACAGAACUGCAUCGACGCUUGUUCUGACAGGAAGUGUGCAGGAAACUCGCCGUGUGAUCACAUAAGAGGGGCCUGUGUGUCUGGCUGUGCACCAGGGUGGAUGGGUGAAGACUGCAGAGGAGUCUGUGACAGCCAACAUUACGGAGCUAACUGUGACAAAGCCUGUGCCUCCAGACACUGUAUAGGGAGCUCUUCCUGUAACUCAACUGGAGACUGUGACAGUGGAUGUGAGUCUGGGUGGACACUGAACGACUGUACAGGUAAAGCUGAAGAGGCAAGGGUUCUACAAGCCGCCUAUAACGCAGUUCAUCUGGCUGUUGCUGUGGCAGCUGCAUUCGUAGUUGGUGUUGUCGUAGGUGCAGUCGUCUGUUUUGUUUUCUGGUGGAGACGGAAUAGACGACCACAGAAGACAUCGGAAUCACCCCCAACCAAUGCAUCGGACGCUCGAAAUGACCAAUCACAGAACAGUGAUGAUGUUGGCCCUGAAACUAGGAUAUAUGACAGUCUCCAUGCUGAAUCUCCACAUGACGCCAAAAUCACAGGAGAGACAUAUUGCACCAUUAAGUCUGGCAACACAGAUUCAAAAGCCCAUGCCCCAACAUCACGUAAUUUGUCCGAAUCUGCCGGAGCACAAAUGUAUGAAAACAUUGACAACACAUCUCGAAAAAUGGAUGGUGCAUACAGUGAGUAAGGAAAACAUAAUUGACUUCAUGUGACACGCUUAAGGUUUCGUAUUAUGGUUUAUAUUUGUAUUUUAAUAUACCCGUUUACUUGGGGGUGUCAAGGAGGAUUUUACAUAUUAACCAAAUUUUAUCGUGUAUAACUUUCUUGAUUUGUUUUACCGGUUUCAAUUCAUGACUUCACAUUAGUCUGAGAAUGUGGGUUUGUCCCCUUAAAUUAUACUAUGCUGUAGCCAAAUGUCCCUUAAAUAGUUCAACAAUUAUAACCAUGUAUUAAAACUUUCAUUUUCAUUUUUGUUGUAAAUUUAUGUCAUAGCUUGCGUUGUCCUUAUACGUUUAUCGUAAAUUUGGUUAUGCACACAUGAAAUCUGUGUAUCAAUUGUGACCGUUGCUGAUCACUGGUCAUGCUUUCAGAUGAGUCCCGAUUUUGUUUGCAUUUCCUUUAUAGGCGCGAAUCUCAAUCCAUCCUGAGACCCCAUGACAGAUUUAUCAGGGGAUGGGCGAUGUUGUGGAGAUUGAUGACCACGAUUCAUGAACCCCAUCCCUGUUGUUGGGUGGGAUCACUAUGACUUGCCAAACCCCGUUCUACUUUGUGGGAAGGAAUCAUUACGGCGGCCUGGGAUUCAUACUGGCACUCUUUGCUGACCCGCUCUCAGUGCUCAACGUGCACGAUGCACGAUGGCUACUGAGAAUAGCUAUAAUUAAAUAUAGUCAUUUUAUUUUGGGGUAAAAGAUACAUUUGGGACAGCUUGGGUUUAUGUGCACAAGCGAUAAAUGGUUUGUUGCUUUCUAUUCACCAUCAUAAACGAGUUAUGUUCAGUUUGAAGAGGAGAAGCAUGAUUGACACAUUAACAUAGAACGUUUAUAACUUGGUAUUCCCGGUCUGUCAAAAGAACUGUGGUCAUUUACAUGUCUGUUAGAGUUUGUAUGUAUAUCCAUCUGCUUAAUUUCUGUUACCGAAUGACACUAUCGGAUCU